UCCACUCCUGCUCUCCCGAACUCCACCAAAGAAAAACUCUGCGCAGGGGGAAAGCCCUAGGCCGCUCUCCCCCGCUCCGCCUCGGCGUCCAUGGCGACGGACGCCUCCCCCCCUCCGGCGCGCAAGAGCCCGGGGCCUCAGCCGGCGUCGGACCCCCCGGAAGACGACGCCCCGCCGCUGCCGGCGGGGUACAUCUUCAUCUGCAGCGGCGAGACCAGGCCCGAGUGCUUCAGGUACAGGGUGCUGGGCCUUCCGCGGGGGAGGCUGGACGCCGUCUCCCGGAUCAGGCGCGGCGCCGCGCUCUUCCUCUACGACUUCCACGCCAAGUACCUCUACGGGCCCUACCGCGCCGACUCCGACGGCGGCCUCGCCCUCGAGCCCGCCGCCUUCCAGGGCCGCUACCCUGCCCAGGUCAAAUUUGUGAUUGAUGGUGAUUUCAUGCCUAUCCCAGAGAGUAGCGUAAGAAGUGCCAUAAGCGAGAAUUAUUCCCGUGGGAAAUUUUGGCCUGAACUUACCUUUACGCAGGUUGAGAAACUGAGAGCAUUGUUUCGUCCAAUUGCUUUAUCGCCAGUGUCAGAGGCACCACCCCCGCAUUAUGUUGACAACAGGCAUCCCACCCAAUCUGCUGCUUUUCUACCUCCUUCAGCUUCAUACCCAACACAGCCAGCUUCUUAUGUGUAUCCACCAAGCACUUAUGCUCCUCCUCAAGCUGCCCCUCUGGUGCCAAAUAACCCUUACCCACGCCCAGAUUCUCACCUUCCUCUGACUGCUCAAUACACCGUACCUGCUUACUAUGCGACCACAACUGCGUAUCCGUAUCAAGCAGGUUAUCAAGCAUAUGGUCCACCUCCUGCCACCUACCACUACGCCCAAGCGCCUCCUUUGCAAUAUGGCUAUGCGCAAGCCCAACACUACGUGCCUUCCUCUGAUCCCUACUAUGCUGCUAAUCAGAAUGAUCCAUACCGAUUUGAUGCUGUGAAAGCUCAUUACCAGGAAACUACUUCUGGGAGAGCUGCCUAUGGUGUACCACAUGAAGCGGCUGCGACGAACCUGCAACUUGUCAGGCACUACGGGUAUGCUCCAGGCAGCGAGGGUGCAACCGGAGGAACUACCCCACAACCCAGUGCUUAUGGAGCAGCGCCAGCGAUCGACUCCUUCCCGGGCGCCCCAGCGACCUCUCAGGCUGUGCCAUUGGUACAUGCCGCCGCAGCUGCACCAGCUUACCUGUGACCAUUCAGUUCUUUUUGCCAGCAUGAUCGACCUGAAUCAAAAGCGCUGCUGCUCUGCGCUGUGGUGGCUUUGCCAUUCUUUCUACCAAGGGACUGGGAUUUCGGAUCGGUGAAAGAUGGCAUCGCUCUCGUUUCUGCUGAUGUGUUUGAUAUGAUGUAUAGAUGAUGAGUUCAGCUGCUGCUCUUUAGUUUGUUAGACUGGUGGUACUAACUGGUAGCUGUUGGUGUCAAGACUAGGGUGGUAUGAGCUUAUGUAACUUCUGUAAGGGUAACUCUAGCACCUAUAUUGAUUUCUAUCCCUAAAAACUGCCAAAAUGGUGGAAAAACUCACUGUAGUAGUAUUAAAAAUAUAUCCCUUGAUCGUUUUGCGCAA
Hordeum vulgare subsp. vulgare (domesticated barley) is the source of this 1602-nucleotide messenger RNA. RefSeq names its product leucine-rich repeat extensin-like protein 1. Bases 91 to 1230 code for a protein of 379 amino acids. NCBI's taxonomy places the organism in Eukaryota, Viridiplantae, Streptophyta, Magnoliopsida, Poales, Poaceae. The record is from RefSeq and is a predicted model, not a curated record. The transcript has 4 exons.